GAAUCGAGUAUUUCAGUGCUUGAAGAAUUUCCCCCGUUUGGGAUAAAUUUUCCAAUAAAUUUCGAGUACCCGAUUAUUUCCCGUUGGAUUACAAAAUUCAAAGUGCAACCAGGUGAAUUAUCCCGCCAGUCUAGGGGGGAAUAACCCGCGAAUAUUUGAGUGUGACAAGUGCUGGAGGGGAUAAUCGUAUUUUCCCGGGUCAAAAGUGAGUUAUCGGUCGAGUGAGGGUCCGGUGGGGCCCCCAGAAGGAUUUUACAUUGGAAAAUAAAAAUUGACAUUUAAAAUGGUGAACGAUGUAAUGAGUGAGUACGAGAGAAUCAAGCGUGCUUGCUUGAAACGAGGUGAAUUGUGGGAGGAUCCGGAAUUCCCGGCAACUCAGGCUUCCGUUUUUUAUCAUCAAACACCGCCCUUUCAGUUUCAAUGGAAGAGACCAAAGGAGCUGUGCAAUCGCCCGAUUUUUGUCAGUGACACUCCCACACAAUUCGAUGUCAUCCCCGGAAAAAUGGGUGACAAAUGGCUCGUCUCAUGUCUAGGUGUUCUCCACCUGAGCAAGGGACUAUUUUAUCGUGUUGUACCUGCUGAUCAGGGAUUUGGUAACAGUGGUGAUUCAUCUGGAACGCCGACUUCCGAGUACGCUGGAGUUUUUCGUUUCCGGUUGUGGUGGUGCGGAUCCUGGGUCGAGGUUCUCGUUGACGAUCGACUUCCUGCUGUGCAUGGACGACUUGCUUUUGUCCAGGCACGCCACAGCGAUCAGUUCUGGCCGGCAUUGCUCGAAAAAGCAUAUGCAAAGCUCCAUGGGUCAUACGAGGCCCUGAAAUACGGAACCCUGCUGGACGGUCUGUCAGAUUUGACUGGUGGAAUAACCGAGAGCAUAGCCAUACGUCAGGAUCCAACAGCCUGCGGUCGAGCACUUGGAAAACUACUCGACAUGACCUCACUAAUUACCUGCACUGUCAACAAUAAUCAGCAGCAGCAAAUCCGUACAAGCACUGAGAAACUGGCUAAUGGCAUCCAAAUGGGCAUCAAUUACCGGCUUUAUGCUAUUGAAAGGGUGGAGACGUUCAAUGGAGAGGCAGUGCAGCUGGUUAAAUUGAGAAAUCCCCUGGGACCUGGUGGAGAGUACAUCGGAGCUUGGGCUAGAGGUGGACUCGAGUGGGACGAGGUGCCAAUCGCCGAACGAGAUCGACUGGCUGUUAGAAAUAUGGCUGAAGGCGAAUUCUGGAUAUCGUACUCCGACUUUGUUAAAACCUUCACUCACCUAGAAGUUGUGCAUCUAGACGCAGAAACGUCACGGGAUGAGCCCUCUUUGCACAGCAAACAUACCUGGCAAAUGAAACUUUAUCAAGGCAGCUGGCGAAGAGGAGUCACAGCUGGUGGAUGCAGAAACAACCAAGAAACGUUUCACAUAAACCCACAGCUUCAUUUGAUACUCAGUGAAAUGGAGGAGAUAGUUGUCUCUUUGAAUCAACACUCGAUCAUGGAGCCAAAGGUCAUCGGGUUCACGGCUUAUACACUGCCGAAGAACAGCACCGAGUCGAUUAAUAAGCAAUUCUUCAAGAAGAACAAAUCCCUCGUUAAUUCACAAUACACGAAUAGUCGACAAGUGAGUCACAGAUGUUUGCUGGAACAAGGUGGAUACUUGCUCAUACCAACGACCUUUGAACCUGGCCAAGAAACCAAUUUCACGUUGAGAGUGUACAGCAGUAAACCGUUGAAACUGAAAUUACUCGACACACCUCCCACGCUAAUAAAAUCGGCCAUUGUGAAAGCACCAGCACUCGAAGGAAAAGGAUUUUCACAGUACGAGGCGGUUUUUUUGCAGCUCGCUGAUGAGCAUAAAACAGUCAAUGCAUUUGAACUUCAGGAACUCCUCGAGGCCUGUCUCCCCAAUGAUUACAUAAAGAGCUGUGCAUCCAUGGAAGUCUGUCGUCAAGUGGUCCUCACAAUGGAUAGCACUGGCAGUGGUAGGCUUGAGUUCAAUGACUUCAAGGAUCUCAUGUGCAGUCUGAAGUACUGGCAGGCGGCGUUUAAGAAUCACACUAAAGAAAGAACUGGUAUUCUCAAGGCUGAGAGGCUACGUGACGCGCUUCUGGAAAUCGGGUUUCAAGUCAAUACUGAUGUCCUCGCGGUGUUAAUUCUUCGGUACAUGAGGAAGGAUGGCACUCUCAGGUUUGGGGAUUUCGUCUCAGCUAUUCUACACCUCAGUGAUGCAUUUGCAAUCUUCGAAGGAAAAGAUCCACUUCAAAAUGGCAGCAUAAAAUUAACUCUGUCCGAGUGGCUUCGGUCAGCCCUGAUGUGCUGAUUCUCAUUAUUUCUGCUGCUUUGUAAAUAAGUCGUCAUCGAGGAAAGCAAAUUGCCAUAUCGCAAUAUCCCGUCUCUCUUCAUGUCGAAGAAUUCUGUAAAAUAUUAUAGUCCAUUAUAUUAUUUAAAGUGAUGCAUUUAUUGACGAUGUUUGUAUGAUAAAGAGGAAUGUAUCU
This is a messenger RNA of Fopius arisanus, 2477 nucleotides long. RefSeq names its product calpain-C (gene CalpC). Gene Ontology annotation, cellular component: cytoplasm. Gene Ontology annotation, molecular function: calcium-dependent cysteine-type endopeptidase activity; calcium ion binding. Gene Ontology annotation, biological process: proteolysis. Bases 284 to 2302 code for a protein of 672 amino acids. The transcript has 14 exons. Lineage: Eukaryota; Metazoa; Arthropoda; Insecta; Hymenoptera; Braconidae. The record is from RefSeq and is a predicted model, not a curated record.